UGGGGUCGAUUCCCAGAAUCCCAGAGUCAGGGAGCCUGGGGGCAGGGGCAGAUCACUGGACAAACAGAUCAAAGGUGAGACCAGUGUGGGGCCGCAGACCAGGCCAGGCCAGGUAGACGAGCACACCAUGAGGCUGCUGACCCUCCUGGACCUGCUGUAUGGCUCAAUGGCCACCCCCUCGGGCCCGAAGUGGCCUGAGCCUGUGUUUGGGCGCCUGGUGUCCCCCGGCUUUCCAGGGGAGUACGCCAAUGACCAGGAGCGGCACUGGACCCUGACCGCACCCCCUGGCUACCGCCUGCGCCUCUACUUCACCCACUUCGACCUGGAGCUCUCCCACCUCUGCGAGUACGACUUCGUCAAGCUGAGCUCAGGGGCCAAGGUGCUGGCCACGCUGUGCGGGCGAGAGAGCACAGACACGGAGCGGGCUCCCGGCAAUGACACGUUCUACUCAACGGGCCCCAGCCUGGAUGUCACUUUCCGCUCUGACUACUCCAACGAGAAGCCGUUCACGGGGUUCGAGGCCUUCUACGCGGCCGAGGACAUCGACGAGUGCCAGGUGGCUCCGGGAGAGGCGCCCGCCUGCGACCACCACUGCCACAACCACCUGGGCGGUUUCUACUGCUCCUGCCGCGCAGGCUACGUCCUGCACCAGAACAAGCGCACCUGCUCAGCCCUGUGCUGGGGCCAGGUCUUCACCCAGCCGUCUGGGGAGCUCAGCAGCCCUGAAUACCCACAGCCUUACCCCAAACUCUCCAGUUGCACUUACAGCAUCCGCCUGCAGGAGGGGUUCAGUAUCAUCCUGGACUUUGUGGAGUUCUUUGAUGUGGAAACGCACCCGGAAAUCCUGUGUCCUUACGACUUCCUCAAGAUUCAAACGGACAGAGAGGAACAAGGCCCAUUCUGUGGGAAGACAUUGCCCCGCAGGAUUGAAACAAAAAGCAACAACGUGACCAUCACCUUUGUCACAGAUGAGUCAGGUGAUCACACAGGCUGGAAGAUCCACUACACGAGCACAGCUCAGCCUUGCCCUUAUCCGAUGGCGCCACCUAAUGGCCACAUUUCACCUGUGCAAGCCAAAUACAUCCUGAAAGACAGCUUCUCCAUCUUCUGCGAGACUGGCUAUGAGCUUCUGCAAGGUCACUUGCCCCUGAAAUCAUUUACUGCAGUUUGUCAGAAAGAUGGAUCUUGGGACCAGCCAAUGCCGGCAUGCAGCAGUAGGUCAUGUGUUGUUGACUGUGGCCCUCCUGAUGAUCUCCCCAGUGGCCGAGUGGAGUACACCACAGGUCCUGAAGUGACCACCUACAAAGCUGUGAUUCAGUACAGCUGUGAAGAGACCUUCUACACAAUGAAACUCAAUGAUGGUAAAUAUGUGUGUGAGGCUGAUGGAUUCUGGACGAGCUCCAAAGGAGAAAAAUCCCUCCCAGUCUGUGAGCCUGUUUGUGGACUAUCAGCCCGGACGACAGGAGGGCGUAUAUAUGGAGGGCAAAAGGCAAAACCUGGUGAUUUUCCUUGGCAAGUCCUGGUAUUAGGUGGAACCACAGCAGCAGGUGCACUUUUAUAUGACAACUGGGUCUUAACAGCUGCUCAUGUCGUCUAUGAGCAAAAACAUGACGCAAACUCCCUGGACAUUCGACUGGGUGCCCUGAAGAGACUAUCACCUCAUUAUACACAAGCCUGGGCUGAAGCUGUUUUUAUACACGAAGGUUACACUCAUGAUGCUGGCUUUGACAAUGACAUAGCACUGAUUAAACUGAGUAACAAAGUUGUAAUCAAUAGCAACAUCACACCUAUUUGUCUGCCAAAAGAUGAAUCUUUUAUGAGGACAAAUGACAUUGGAACUGCAUCUGGAUGGGGAUUAACCCAAAGGGGUUUUCUUGCUAGAAAUCUCAUGUAUGUUGAUAUACCAAUUGUUGACCAUCAAAAAUGUAGUGCUGCAUAUGCAAAGCUGCCCUAUCCAGGGGCAAGUGUAACUGGUAACAUGCUCUGUGCUGGCUUAGAAAGUGGGGGCAAGGAUAGCUGCAGAGGUGACAGCGGAGGGGCACUGGUCUUUCUAGAUAAUGAAACGCAGAGGUGGUUUGUGGGAGGAAUAGUGUCCUGGGGCUCCAUGAAUUGUGGUGAGGCAGGUCAGUAUGGAGUCUACACAAAAGUCAUUAACUACGUUCCCUGGAUCAAGAACAUAAUAAAUAAUUUUUAACUUGCAUGUCUGUAGUCAGUCAAGGAUUCCUCAUUGUUAGAAAUGCCUGUGAAGACCCUGGCAGCCACAUAACCCGAGAAGCAUUCAUCGUUACUGUGAAAAUGGCAGCUGUUGCUCCACCCAAAGAACAGACUCCAGGUGAGACUGCUGUCAUUUCUCCACUCCACGGUUUAAUUCCAACCUUACCCAUCUGACUCAAGGGGACAUAAGCCACAAGAGUGAUAUUCACCUUUGUCAAUCCAAUGUAAUGUCACUGCUCAAAUUACAUUUAAUUACUUUAAAAGGCCAGUAUCUUCUCAUACUAGCUGUUGGCAUUUCUGUAAACUGCCUGGCCAUGCUCUGUUUUUAAACUUGUUCUUAUUGA
Molecule: messenger RNA, 2558 nt
Organism: Callithrix jacchus (white-tufted-ear marmoset)
Lineage: Eukaryota; Metazoa; Chordata; Mammalia; Primates; Cebidae
Source: RefSeq, a predicted model, not a curated record